AGGCUUCACCCUAGCAGCAAGCCUUCAAUCGAGCUCGAUCAGGACAACUCCAACUCUAACACAAGCUGCAGCGACCUACUACUGUCGUUACCCACGCCACGUGCUGUACAAAUGCAUAUCAAUCUGAAUUGGGAUGUUGCUCAACACGCAGCAUCCUCGCUUCGUCGGCAGAUUCAAGCAUUCCACCCUCAAGCCAUGGAAACCCUAGCCACGUCCAUAGACCUCUCGUACUCCAUCAUCCAUACGUCGUGAACGGUGAGCGCAAAGCCUUCUGAGCUGAAAGCAGAUCACAAGUGAAGGCUGUGCUGCUUUUCUGUCCUACAAUUCACCCUUUCCACCAUACUUGAUGUCGAACAUCACAACUAUGGCCCACUACACCACACAGAAGAAGCUCGAUGACGCCGUUAUUUCCGAGUUUCAUCAGCCUCCACCCAGCGAGAACUUGGACGAAUCCAGAUGGGAGCGUUUAUGGCCUACGAUCGCCUGCGGCGCCGGUCUGUUCAGCGAUGGAUACCUCCAAUCCGUUAUUGGACCCGUCAACACAUGUCUGAGCACUCUCUAUGGCGACCAAUACACUGCCAGUUCGGCACAGCAGAACGUUUCAUCAAUUGCCUUUGCGGGGACUGUGGUUGGGCAGCUCGCGUUUGGAUACACGAGCGAUCACUAUUCACGCAAGUGGUCGCUACUGGUCUCGACUGUGAUCCUAUUCGUUUUUGCUGCGCUGGGAGCAAGUUCGUAUGGAGCAGGAGGCAGCGUGAUGGGUCUCUUCGCAGCUCUUACGGCAUAUCGCUUUCUGCUGGGCAUUGGAAUUGGAGGAGAGUAUCCAGCUGGAUCUGUAGGCUGCGCUGAGUCUUCCUGCGAACUGAAAGAAGGCCAACGCAACCGCUGGUUCUGCCUCUUUACCAACACUCAAAUCGACUUGGGCUUCAUCUUCGGCACUUUGGUUCCCAUGAUUAUCGCCCGUGCUGCGCCUAAUAAUCUCGGCCUCGUCUGGCGCCUCUCUCUGGCUUUGGGAGUGAUUCCGCCACUAAGCCUCAUGUACCUCCGGAUCCGACUCAAGGAACCUCAAUCCUACAUCCGUGAAGGAUUCAAGAAUACAAAGACCCCUUACUGGCUGGCUCUCAAAUUCUACGGGCCUCGAUUAUUCCUAGUCUCGACCAUCUGGUUCAUCUAUGACUUCCUCACAUAUCCUUUCGGUAUCUAUAGCUCGACAUGGAUCAAAGUGAUUCAACCCGACUCCGCCCUCUGGCAAACCUUCGGCUGGUCUGUACUCGUGAACUUCUUCUACCUGCCGGGCGCUAUCCUCGGUGCUUUCACCUCCGACUGGAUGGGUCCUCGUCUGGCGCUGAUGAUAUUUGUCGCUGCCCAAGGUGCUCUCGGAUUCGUCAUGUCCGGCUGCUAUACCUAUCUCAAGGAGUCCCAAAACAUCGCCGGCUUCGUGGUAGUCUAUGGCAUCUUUUUAUCUCUCGGCGAGAUGGGCCCUGGCGACAACAUUGGCCUUGUAGCAUCCAAGACAUGCGCGACUGGCAUCCGAGGCCAAUACUACGCAAUUGCAGCGGCCAUCGGAAAAAUUGGAGCGUUUGUUGGCAAUUACAUUUUCCCAUACAUCAUCAAGGCUGGAGGCGGAGCACACACAACUCGAGGAGGACAGUAUCCUUUCUACGUCGCCAGUGCACUGUGCUUUUUCAGUGCGUUCUUGGUCUGGUGUCUCCCCACAAUCAAUCAGGACGCUAUUGAAAAGGAAGAUAUCGAGUUCAAGAAAUAUCUGGAACUGCACGGCUAUGAUACUACGAAAAUGGGUGAUGGAAGCUCGGGACAAGUGAGCCACUUUACCGUGGACGAGAUUGUCAAGGAUGAUCAUUGAGAUGUGCAGCUGGAGAACCCAUAAUGACUUUCUGCUUGCUGGGCUGGAGCAGCAACGAAAGCCUGAAUCGACGCCCCCUCACACACAAUCUACGGUCAAUAACUAUUGACGCAAGAUCUUUACGAUAUAUUCAGCCCUCAUAUCCCGUCAAAAUCAACUCAACC
Messenger RNA from Sphaerulina musiva SO2202, 2028 nucleotides. Its product is annotated as MFS general substrate transporter. The record is from RefSeq and is a predicted model, not a curated record. Lineage: Eukaryota; Fungi; Ascomycota; Dothideomycetes; Mycosphaerellales; Mycosphaerellaceae. Gene Ontology annotation, cellular component: plasma membrane. Gene Ontology annotation, biological process: transmembrane transport; carboxylic acid transport. The transcript has 2 exons. Gene Ontology annotation, molecular function: carboxylic acid transmembrane transporter activity. Bases 347 to 1864 code for a protein of 505 amino acids.